AUGAGUGACGGUGAUCAACAGUUAGAGGAUUUGUUUGCCUCCCUGAGGGAGGUUUCUAAGGGCGCAGACCGCGAGGAGAAGAGUGGAGAAUCGGCAGAACAGGACGAUAAUGUUUUGCAAUUGGAUCACGACAAGAGGGACACGGAGCGUAUUUUCCGGGACAUAGAGGUCGGGUUGAAGAAACUGCCGAAGCUGGAUACUGGGUUUGACUUGCUCGUUACUGGCUGCCCGGAGAAGGUGCGUCCUGACGGUCUGCUCGAGGACGGGACGAACGUGCCGACGAAACGGUCAGUCAGUGACGACUGGUUUACGCUGCCGAAGCCUAGCGAUGACAAGCGUCGUGAAUUGCAGAGGGAUCUGCUUUUGAUCAAGCACCGUGCAGCGCUGGACCCGAAAAGACACUACAAGAAGGACAGGUGGGUUGUCCCGGACAGGUUUUCCGUUGGUACGAUCGUGGAGGACAAGACGGAGUUUUACAGUAGCCGGUUGACGAACAAGCAGCGGAAACCGACGAUCUUGGAGACGAUGAUGGCUGACGACGCGAGCAACAAGUACUUCAAGCGGAAGUACGCUGAGAUCCAGCAGCAGAAGAUGAGUGGAAGGAGGGGGCACUUUAAAAAGACGAAGGACGCUAGGAGGAGGUUCUAA
Molecule: messenger RNA, 648 nt
Organism: Huiozyma naganishii CBS 8797
Lineage: Eukaryota; Fungi; Ascomycota; Saccharomycetes; Saccharomycetales; Saccharomycetaceae
Gene: FCF2
Product: Fcf2p
Exons: 1
Coding region: 1-648 (215 amino acids)
Biological process (GO): RNA processing
Cellular component (GO): nucleolus
Molecular function (GO): RNA binding
Source: RefSeq, a predicted model, not a curated record